Messenger RNA from Nicotiana tabacum (common tobacco), 1884 nucleotides. The record is from RefSeq and is a predicted model, not a curated record. NCBI's taxonomy places the organism in Eukaryota, Viridiplantae, Streptophyta, Magnoliopsida, Solanales, Solanaceae.
AUGGUUAGAAGAUCAAGAAAACAGAAGAAACAGGAAAGCAGUUCUAGUUCUUCUUGGAGUCCAGAAUCUUCAGACAGUAGUACUGACUUGCAUUAUAGUGCAAAGUUACCAAAGAAAAAGGCAAAAAAAGACAUUUUGGCUAAGCCCAUAAAUGGCUAUCUCAGUGAAGAUGACACAAAUCUUGCAAGUUCUUCAAUGAGGACAAGAAGAAAACGAAAGUGCCAAUCGAAAAAGGAGCAAUAUGUUAUAGAUGAACCAUCUUCAUCUGAGAAUGAUCAAAGUCCUGAUGUUUUAAGUGAGGAAAAGUUUAAAUGGGGAAGAAGGAAAAGAGCAAAGAGAGGUAGAACUAGGAAUUCAAGAAAAGGAAAUGACCAAAGACAGAGGACAACAACAAUACUUUCAUGGCUAAUAGAUUGUAAGGUAAUUCAAGAAAAUGCAGAAGUUUUUGUCAUGGAAGAAGGGGAGCCAAAAACAAAGCAGGGGAAAAUAAGGAAAGAAGGUAUACUUUGUUCAUGUUGCAAUUAUGUUUUCACAGUGGCAGACUUUUGUACUCAUGCUGGAGCUAACAACAACAAUAACAUACCCAGUGUAGUCUCACGAAUGGGGUCUGGGGAGGGUAGAAUGUACGCAUACCUUACACCUACCUUUAAGAAGGCAAAGAAGUUAUUUCCGUUAGACCCUCGGCUCGGUACUCAUGCUGGAGGAACAUCUAGUAAACCUUAUGAGAAAAUUUUCAUUGCUGAAACAUGCUCUUCUCUCUUGUCUUGCAUGAUUCAAGCUUGGGAUCUUCCAGAAGAACGUAAUUAUCGUCAAUUUAAUUUGAUCGAAAACGAGGAUGCUAGUGACUCUUGUGAUGAUGCUUGUAUGAUUUGUGCUGAUGGAGGUGUUCUAAUGUGUUGUGACAAAUGCAGCUCUACAUAUCAUCAUGAUAAGUGCUUGGGAAUGAAGGAGGUUCCUAAAGGGUUGUGGUAUUGCUCAUUUUGUGUCUGCAAAUUUUGUGGUGUUCCUGCUAAUGAAAAUGAUUAUUUGCUGAAAUGUUCUCAGUGUGAGAAAAAAUAUCACUGGGAAUGCCAUCUAACCAGAGUGAAAAUCAGCAUAGACAUUAACAACCCCCCACAAGGCACAUUCUGUGACAAUAGCUGCAAUAAGGUCUAUGAUACAUUGGAGAGGAGCAUUGUUGGUGUUGAACAUGAGACCGAGGGAAGCUACAAAUGGACAUUACUUAAGAACACAGAUGAUGGCUCUGGGAUUAAUAUAGAAGACGAUUAUCAAAGAACUGUAUGCCACUCCAAGCUAGCCGUGGCGCGAAGACUUAUGGAAGACUGUUUUGAGCAAAUUACAGACAGACAUACUAGAAUUGAUGUCAUUAAAAGUGUGGUCUACAACUGUGGGUCAAAUUUUAGCAGGGUGAAUUUCAGGGGCUUUUAUACUAUUAUUUUAGAAAAGAAUGAGGAAAUCAUUUCUGCAGCAUCCAUAAGGAUCCAUGGAACAAAGCUUGCUGAAAUGCCCUUAAUUGCAACAAACAAGGAAUAUAGGAGAAAAGGAAUGUGCAGAGAGCUAAUGGUUACCAUUGAAUCAGUCCUUCACUAUUUGAAGGUAGAAAAACUGGUAAUUCCAUCAGUAUCAGAGCGCACAGGCGCCUGGGUUAAUAAUUAUAGUUUUCAUAAAGUCAAAUCACCAUUACCAGAAGAGAUGAAGCUGCACAAUACGUUGAUGUUCCACGAUUCAACGAGAUUGCAAAAAGAUCUCGGUUCAUCUACUUUGGCGAGGACAAGUCGAGCUAAUUCUCGAGCCAAAGACACACAGAGUUUCCCGACGAAAUCUAAAGAGCCGAGACCCUUCGACUUGAAUGUUGAACCAUCUCAAGAGGACACGGACUUCUAG